GUAAUCUGUAAGAAAUAACUAAAAUUGCUAUUCUUUCUUUCUGGUGAAAAUAUAUAUAUCGUGAAACGUGAGUUUGCACUAUUUUGAUCCACAAGGGAAAAACAAACUUUGCGGGUGAAAAGUGGUAAAGGCAACACUGCCAUUCGCUUAUCUGCUGCAACUUCACCUGCUUUUAUUCGCUUGCAACGAAAUGAUAAUGCAGAUAAACUAUUCUGGUGAUAUUUUUUCUUGAAUGUACAAGUACAUUAAUGCUUUAUGUUAACAUUUUGACGUUUGGUUUCAAAGUAUGUUCUGUCACAAGUUAAAUGCCGAAUGAUAACUCGCAGUGUUGCCGCAACUUAAGGGGAAAGUAGAGAGUUGGAAAUUAGCAAUGCUUAAAAAACGAGUUUGAUUUAACUUUACCAACAAAUCCUGAAAAAUAAUUUUUAUUAUGCAAUCUAAUAGAAGCCAAAAUUCCGAGCAAACAUAACAGCGGGGAUGUAGCUUGGGAACUUCGUCUUGUUGCAUCUAGCUUGUCGUGUUGCGCACGCGAAGAACACGCACGUCGCAUAUUCGAAAAUUUCUGCAGAAAUAAUGUCCAUGCCAGAUAAAUAACAUAUGUUUUGUCACAAAACGGUAAUAUAUAUUCACUCUUCGCUUGUUUGUAAUUGCAAAAUGAAACACAAUGUAUGUCUAUUGUAUUUUCGUGGUUGCCAUUAAACGAAAUUUUGUAACUGUUACUGUGUUACAAGCUGUAAAGCAAGGAAAAUUACAAUGGCAAAGCCACUCAAACCAGAAACCGUGCUCAAGAAGCUAAAAAGUGUGUCCAACACUCAAGAUAGCAUUCCAAUGUUAUCACUUUGGAUUAUUCACCAUAAAGCACAUCACAAACUGAUUGUUGAUCAUUGGCUUAAGGUUCUGAAGAACUCCAAAGCAUCUCACAGACUGACUUUAUUAUAUCUUUGCAAUGAUGUCAUACAAAACUGCCGAAGAAAAAAUGCAGCAAUUUAUAAAGAAACUUUUACGGAUACUUUACCUGAAGCGGUGGCACAUUUAAGAGACCAAUCCAUAAGAUCAAAUGUACAGAGAGUUAUGAAAAUUUGGUCAAAACGGGGAGUAUUUGACAGCGAAUAUACUGAUCAACUUUUGGCUGCCUUGCUUGCGAACAGGGCUCCUGAAAAAUUAAGAAAUAAACUGCUUGUUGAAUAUAAGACUUCUGACCUGAUAUCCGAGAUCACUCAGUUUAAAGAGUUAGAAGAUAAAAUUGAAGUUGAUGAGAAAAGAUUGAGAGCCAUUAGGGUUGAUGUAUCAAGUACUGAAGCAAUCAAAAAGUUAAAAGAUAAGGUUGGUGGGGAAAAAUUUUCUCGCGAGUUUGAAGAAUCUGCUGUUCAACUAGAGGAGUUUCUGGGGCAGUUUGAGAAAUACGUGGAACAGAGGAAACAGUUACUGGAGGUUUUGGAAAAAGGGACUGUGUAUUACCAUGCUCAGUAUCAUGAAGCUAAAAUAGUUGUCAAUGCAUACAAAAAUUUUGAGGGUCGAGUUAAUAAAAUGAAGAGGGGUUUGGAUAAACUGAAGAGCAAAUUUCCAUCUCCUGUUCACUCCCCAUCUGUGGAUGCUCCAUCUCCCGUAAAUACUCCUUUGGAUGUGGAUGACAAUCAGGAGGACAUGGAGAUGUCAGAUGAAGACAAGGAGCUUGGAAAUAAACCAUCAAAGAUAGUAGCAUCUGGGAAAUCUUUUCGAAGCAAAACAGUCGCAGAGAAGAAACCAGAUGAAGAGAAUGUGUUGAAGCUGAUUACAAGCAAUAUCAACGUGUUAAAGAACCAAAAUGAAAGUGCAGCUGAAUCUUUAAAACGUGUGGUAUCUGGGUUGGUGAAUCGACCCGGCAUGAGAGGACUUGCUAACAGCAUGGGGGAAAAAGACACUUCUCGUUCUCUGACAAUCACAAGGUCUAAUGAUCUUCAAUCUGGCAGCCUUGAUGACUCUAUGAAGAUUUCGACUCCCGGGAGCGCCUCUCCCCCGUCUCCAACUGGAUCCCCGGAUCUCAACAUCUCUUCUCCUCCUCGUCACCAGAGCCUCGACUCCCGCCUCGCCGAUCUUUUUAGCUCCGGAGCAGCAGGAGCAGUGAUGAAGGACAGUGCUGAGAGUGACACCGAAUCGGAUGUUGUGGGUCCUCCAGAGUCUUUAGAAACAAAGUUAAAGAGCUUGGCUGCUGGACUUCCAGGCCUUGGAGGUUUAAAUGAGAUCAAAGUUACAAAUUCUGAUGAUCUUCCUGCUCCACCGAUGAAUUUCUACUCCUCCAACCAAGUGUCAUCUGCAGACACAAUCACAACAUCAGUAAAGAGCACCGAAAAUUCUGUGAAACCAACAUCCAGUGUUUCAAUCAAUCAAAGCAUCCCUGUUAUCCGCUCCUUCUCUCGGAUCGAUACGGAAGGAGGUUCCUCCACUCCUACAAUGGAUGAGAAUCCCCCCUUCAUCCACUCCUCUUCUAUUGAUAACAAAUUGAAAAACUCCCAAAGCUUUCUCUCCCCACCUGGAUUUCUAUCCGCACCAAACAAUCCAUUCAAUUUCCUCUCCAAUGUGUUGGGUUCAUCCACAAAGCAAGAAGCAACCCCAGAAGCUCCACCUGCCGACCAAAAAGACCCCAACGACCGAAAUCUAGACAAACAACCAUAUGAGCAUACGAGUACUUCAAAUAUUCCUAGUUUCACAACAGAGUGGGAUAAAAGACAAGCUGCUCGUGGCUCUUCCUCACAAGGCUCCUCAUCAACAUCAAAAUGGGAGAACUUUACGGUCAGCGUGAGCACAUCAAGCUCCACUUCCCCAAUCCCCCCUCCACCAGCUCCUUGGGACUUUCCUCUCCUCUCUAGUGUGAUGAGGAACGAGGAGCCUCAGAUGAAGAAGACAAAAUGGGAUGAUGCAGGCAACUACAGGGAUGACCCGAGUGAGUCGGCAAACAUGGAAGCAGCAUUCACUGCUACAGCAUCUGCAACUUCAAAUCGCCGUAACAGUAAUCUUAUAACUUUGUCCACCCAAGACAGCGAACCGAUACCCACGACUGCUUCUGCUCCGUCUGCAACUGAAACUCCUUCCAAAAAUCGAUUUAAUCCUAUUUCGCAUAAGGACUCUGAUGAUAAAAACAGCUGGCAUUCGGAAACAUUAAAGAGAAAACCACAAUCGAGCUACAAUGAAUAUUCGGAUUCAAAUCCCACACACCAGUUCCAGAAUUUUGCCCCUACGCCAGAAUUGCCCAAACACCAGUCCCAGAAUGGAAGUCAGUACAAAAACCAACAAGAGUCAUAUCAUGAACAUCAUGAGCCAGCAGAAGAGUACAGACCUUCAAGCUCUUCUCACCAUUAUGGUAAAGAGCAGGAACGGUCAUUUUCGCACAGCCAUGACAGAAUCCACAGAGAAAAAGAUCGUCCAACUUCAGGACCCAGAUUUUUAUCUCGAGGUCAUGGCACUUCACAAAUCCAACGCGGUCCAAGACCAAGUUUCCAAUCAGCACGACCACGUGCUCCGGUACCAUUAUACGAUGAUCAUUAUGAAGAACAACUGUUGCAGCUUGAGCUUGAGAUGCUGGAGGAAGACCAACGUAUCGACGCAGCAGUGCAACGCGAAUUGAGCAUGAGGGGCCCAAGUUAUGGCAGCAGGCAACCAAGACCAUGGCAGCGGGCUCCAGUACCGCAGAGGGAGCACCAACAACGUCCACGUAUGAUUCGUGGUGGAAUGCCUCCAAGACCACUGCGUGGAAUGGCCAGGCCAAGAAUGUGGUAUUGAUUGGUGAUCAUGGUAAGAACCCUAGAGCAAGAGAAUGGGUGUAGUCUUCAGUUUGGUCUACGAAUUUUUUUAUGUGGUAUAUAUGUCCGCUGCUAUGGUGUGAGUUUUAAACACCAGUUAUUUUAGAUUAACCAAAAUGCUUGUGUUUUGAACAUUUUUAAGUAGAUUUUGUCAAGAAUUCUCAGUAGAAGUACGUCAAGAGUCGAUUGACAGAAAGUUGCAAGAGACCCCUUUUCAAAAUUAGUGGAUAAAAAUGCCUGCUGCUACUAUUAUCUAUUGUAAAUACUAAUUCUGUUCGUUACGUGUUCUUAGCGUUCUUUUUCAUUCGCGCAAAGGUUUUGUACAUAACCAAAAAAUAUCUGGAACAGAAUGUCUGUUAAAACUGAUCAGAUUUUAAAGCUA
This is a messenger RNA of Ciona intestinalis (vase tunicate), 4158 nucleotides long. NCBI's taxonomy places the organism in Eukaryota, Metazoa, Chordata, Ascidiacea, Phlebobranchia, Cionidae. The record is from RefSeq and is a predicted model, not a curated record.